AGCGUCACUUUAAAAAACCCUCCUCCCUCUCUCCCUCCUACUGCAAUCUUUGCAGUCUUUCCAACUUCGCUUUCACCCUCCUUUUCCAACCCCCCAAAACCCUAAUAAAUCUCUCUCUCUCUGUUAUCUAUGUGUUCAUACGGCGUACAUGUUAUUUUGUAGCAGUCGAGUUUCUUCGUAGAAAAACGAACUAAUUAAUCGAUGGGUGUGACAAUGCAUGUCAAAUCGGACUCGGACGUGACGAGCAUAGACGCAUCAUCUCCACCAAGAUCGCCGCGGAGGCCACUGUACUACGUGCAGAGUCCAUCACAGCAUGAUUUAGAGAAGAUGUCAUAUGGGUCCAGCCCAUUUGGAUCGCCUCAUCACUACCAUUGUUCUCCCAUUCACCACUCACGUGAGUCGUCCACCUCACGUUUCUCUGCCUCCCUCAAGAACACCGCUAGAAACCCUCCGGCGUGGAAGAGGAUAAACAGAAGCCAUGAGGAGGACGGCGAUGAAGAGGAGGACGAUGACGGAGAUGGUGAAGAGUCGGCGAGUCACGUGAGGUUCUAUGUGUUGUGUUUUGUGUUCUCGUUUGUGGUGCUGUUUACCAUCUUUUCGUUUAUUCUUUGGGCUGCCCAUGUUCCCUACAAGCCCAAAAUCUUUGUCAAGAACAUGGUGUUCGAGAGCUUUAUUGUACAAGCAGGAAUGGAUAGAACAGGAGUACCAACGGAUAUGUUGACUUUAAAUUCGACGGUGAAGAUUUUUUAUCGCAAUCCUGCCACAUUCUUCGGUGUUCAUGUCACAGCUACUCCUCUUGAGCUUUACUACUAUGAGCUCAAGGUUGCCUCUGGCCGUAUAAAAAAAUUCUACCAGUCGAGGAAGAGUCAGAGGACAAUAAUAGCAGUGGUUCUUGCAGAUCAGGUGCCACUGUAUGGCGGAGUGCCGGUCCUCAGUGGUGCCCAAGGUCACCUUGAGAGUGCAUCAGUUCCACUUAACCUGACUUUUGUGAUGAGGUCAAGGGCCUACAUCCUUGGGAGGCUGGUGAAGCCCAAGUUCUACAGAAGCAUUACAUGUGAAGUCACUCUAAAAGGCAACCGACUAGGCAAGCCCAUGAAUUUGACCAAUUCUUGCGUUUAUCACUUUAAAUGAUUCACUUCCUUUUGGAUACUUGAAAACAAAUUUAGGCAUCCUUUGAAGGGCAUAGUAACCAUGUUAGGUUUUGUGACUUUUGAUUUAGUUGCAGGCAUUUGCAUAAAUUUCAGGUGCCCAUUAAUGCAUUUGAUAUAAUCGGAAACAUGAA
This is a messenger RNA of Ilex paraguariensis (yerba mate), 1282 nucleotides long. Lineage: Eukaryota; Viridiplantae; Streptophyta; Magnoliopsida; Aquifoliales; Aquifoliaceae. The record is from the annotation of a GenBank genome assembly.